Messenger RNA from Carya illinoinensis, 2471 nucleotides. Its product is annotated as U-box domain-containing protein 34-like. The coding region runs from base 179 to 2428 and encodes 749 amino acids. The transcript has 9 exons. The record is from RefSeq and is a predicted model, not a curated record. Gene Ontology annotation, biological process: protein phosphorylation; protein ubiquitination. Gene Ontology annotation, molecular function: protein kinase activity; ATP binding; ubiquitin-protein transferase activity. NCBI's taxonomy places the organism in Eukaryota, Viridiplantae, Streptophyta, Magnoliopsida, Fagales, Juglandaceae.
AAACAACCUUCUACAGUCAGUCAACGACCCCAACGGAAACAUUCCCCAGUUUUGUAGAACAAAAGACUGCUACAUUCCGCGUUGACAGAAAAAUCGCGUUGACAGAAAAAUCUAUCUUCCGGCUUCCUAGCUUCAAAAGCCCCGAGCUCCACUCGCCGGUGGUUUUGAUCAGGCGAAGAUGACAUCAGUGGCGGUUGCAGUGAACAGCAGCUCCGGCGGAGGUGGAGGCAGAGGAAGUCGACGCGCGGUUCGCUGGGCAGUGGAGAAUCUCAUGCUCAAGACCGAUCAUUUUGUCUUAGUCCAUGUCAUGCCCAGAAUCGCUUCAAUCCCGACUCCAUCGGGAGAGCAUAUUCCUGUAGAAGAACUGGCUGAGAAUGUGGUGGCAACAUACGUGGAGGAUGUGAAACUAGAGUUUGAAAAGGUGUUUUUUCCAUAUAAGGAACUAUGCAAAACGAGAAAGAUGGAAACCUUGCUUCUGGAGGAUGAUGAUCCCGGGACUGCACUCCUUAGAUAUGUAUCUGCAGCGGGAAUUCAAAGUUUAGUUCUAGGAUCUUGCUCUUCAAACUUUGUUAUGAGGAAGCUAAAGGGACCCCGGGUACCAACAACUGUUCUGAGAUGUGCAACUGGCAGUUGCAAUAUUUAUAUUGUAUCUAGAGACAAUAUCCUCACAAAACCAGCUGAUUCCUUAUUCACUGUUGAUAAUAAAGAAGGUUCCAGUGACGUUACUAAACAACUAUCUAGGCUUGAUUUUCCCUCUGUAGAACCCAAGGUUUACAACAGCUUUGGAACAUCAUCAAUGCUGCAGCUUAGUUACGUAAAUUCUCAAGCAUUCACAAAUAUGGAUUCUUUUACAAAUUCCAGUGUGAAUCAUGAAAGGAAUCAUCAAACAUUUGAGGGUGACUUUGAAACGAUUAAGCACUGCAAUUCCUUUUCCUCUACAAAACCUGGGCAGACAGGUAUUCAGGCUGAAGUAGAACAACUGCAACUUGAAAUUCAGAAUACUGUUGCCAUGUACAAACGGGCCUGUGAAGACUUGGUCCAUUCUCAAAAAAAAGUUGAGUUACUUUCCUCUGAAUGCCUUGAAGAGGCUAGAAGAGUAAAUGCUGCUCGAGAUAGAGAAGAAACUCUGAGGAAAAUUGCUGCUGAAGACAAAGCCAAGUAUUUGGAAGCCAUUAAGGAGGUUGAGGAGGCACGAAACUUACUUGCUAAAGAGGCUUAUGAAAGGAAGAUAGCUGAACUGAAUGCCCUCAAGGAGUCCUUGGAGAAACAGAAAAUUGUUGAUGCACUAUUCUCUGGUGACAAGAGGUACAGAAGGUAUACUAGGGAUGAAAUAGAGACAGCAACAGAAUUAUUCUCAGAGAGUAAUGUGAUUGGUGAAGGUGGGUACGGGAAAGUUUACAAGUGCAGUCUUGAUCACAUUCCGGUAGCUGUUAAGGUUCUAAGUCAUGAUGCAAUUGGCAAGAAAGAGGAGUUUCUGAAAGAGGUUGAAGUUUUAAGCCAGUUGCGCCAUCCCAACGUGGUUUUGAUGCUUGGAGCCUGUCCUGAGAAUGCUUCCCUGGUCUAUGAAUACUUGGAAAAUGGAAGCUUGGAGGAACAUAUUUUCCACCGAGAUGGCCAAGCACCACUUCCUUGGUUUGUUCGAUACCAGAUAGUUUUUGAAAUCGCUUGUGGACUUGCAUUCUUACAUAAUUCAAAACCAGAGCCAAUUGUUCACCGCGAUCUAAAGCCAGGUAAUAUAUUGCUAGACAGAAAUUAUGUGAGCAAAAUUGGAGAUGUUGGGCUUGCAAAGAUGAUUUCUGAUGCUGUGCCUGACGACAUUACGGAGUACAGAGACUCAAUCCUUGCCGGUACACUCUGCUACAUGGACCCAGAGUAUCUGAGAACCGGCACGAUCCGACCCAAAUCAGAUUUAUAUGCUUUUGCAGUCAUAACCUUACAGUUGCUAACAGGUCGCAAACCAAAUAGGCUUCUAUCAACUGUUGAAAAUGCCAUGACAAAGGGCACCCUUCCUGACAUCUUAGAUAAGUCAGUCAGAGGUUGGCCAUUGGCCGAAACAGAGGAACUAGCUCGAAUUGCACUGAGGUGCUCAAAACUUAGAUGCAGGGAUAGACCAGAUCUUGAUACAGAAGUUCUGCCAGUCCUCAAAAGACUCAGUGAUGUUGCAAAUGCUAGUUCAAGCGUAGAAAGAGACAAUAUUAAUGCACCAAAACACUACUUCUGUCCAAUCCUACAGGAAAUCAUGGAUGACCCACACAUUGCUGCUGAUGGUUUUACAUACGAGCAUGAAGCAAUUCAGGCAUGGCUUAAGAAACAUAAUGUAUCACCUGUUACAAAGCUUAGACUCCAGCAUUUGACAUUAACUCCAAACCAGACACUACGUUCUGCCAUUCAGGACUGGAGGUCACGUGCGAAAUUUUCACAUGCCUAGAUUAUCAAGCUUUUCAAUAAACAAAAAAAAAAAAAAAAAAAAA